GUUUGUUGAGGGAUUUAAAUCUGAAUCAUUUGGAUGUGGAAGGUUGAGGAGGUGGGGUGCUGCUCCACGGCUCGUAUUUCAGAGUUUGAGGGAGUCUGUCCGAACUGAGACUGCCUUUGUUCACGUGGAGCUGCUCUCAGUCCCGGUGGGUGUGCGGAGAGAGAGAUACCGAGUCUCUAACGGGACCGACACCUUCUGAACCCGAGACAUGGCUCGUGCAAGAGUUUCAUCGCUCAGAGUUUGGAUCUGGAGGAUCAUUAUUACUGUGAGCUGCUUCUGUUCUCCCGCGAGCGCCUUUUCCUUCGACUCAGAAAGCGGCUCUAGCGGGCAGCUGGACCUGACGGAGCUCAUCGGUGUGCCGUUGCCUCCUUCGGUCGCCUUCAUCACUGGCUUCGAGGGCUUCCCUGCGUACAGCUUCGGGCCGGAUGCUAACGUGGGCCGCCUCACUCGGUCCUUCAUCCCCGACCCGUUCUUUCGCGACUUCGCCAUCAUCGUUACGGCCAAACCCAUCACUCGGCGUGGAGGAGUCCUGUUCGCUAUCACUGAUGCGCUGCAGAAGGUCGUUCAGCUGGGAGUGGCGCUGGCGCCGGUGGAGGAUGGAUCGCAGCGUGUGGUUCUUUACUACAGUGAACCCGGCGACGCACACACACAGGAGGCGGCUUCGUUCAAGAUGGGUGAGCUGACGGGACGAUGGGCCAGAUUUACACUGGCCGUUCAGGGAGAAGAGGUGAAGCUGUACAUGGACUGUGAGGAGCACCAUCGCGUGGCCUUCCGCCGGAGUCAUGACAGACUCUCAUUCCAGCCCAGCUCCGGCAUCUUCAUCGGGAAUGCUGGAGGAACUCGGCUGGAGCGAUUCGUGGGCUCGAUCCAGCAGCUGGUUCUGACGGCAGAUCCCAAGGCACCGAACGAGCAGUGCGAGGAGGACGAGCCUUACGCGUCCGGUUACGGAAGCGGUGAUGACAUCUACGAUGACAGAGAGACCGGCAACGAAGUGAAGAAAGUGCUUGAAGAGAGAGAAUAUACCAUGCCGGAGGAUGUUGAGAGCAGUCCAAUGAGAGCGCCACCUACUGAAACUCCCACAUUCUACACACAAACAGAUGAUGAAGACUGGGCAGAGAGCUCUGGGGACGACAUGCUUCUCAACAAUCCAAAAGAGCCAAUCAGAUCAGAGGGAGCCUCUCAAGACAGAAAUGUCAUUACCAUGCAGAAAGGAGAAAAAGGAGAUCGAGGUCCACAAGGACCGCCUGGACCACCCGGACCACCAGCUCCCAUCAGUCCACUUGGAAUACCUUUGAGUCCAGGAGAACCAGGGCCCCGGGGCCCACAGGGGCCGGCUGGACCUCCAGGAGCACCAGGACAAGACGGCCAGACGGGAGGUCCAGGAAAAGACGGAGCCACUGGAGAGGUUGGACCUCCGGGAUUCCCAGGCCUUCCUGGAGAUCCAGGUCCCAAAGGUGACAAGGGCGAUCCUGGUGUGGGCAUCGUGGGGCCGCCUGGACCUCCGGGGCCGCCAGGACUUCCAGGGACAUUUAAGUAUCUGGACGGCAUUGAUGGCUCGGGCUCGGGCUCGAGCUUCGUGGACUUGGACAGUGACACAGAGGUGAUACGGGGUCCUCCAGGUCCACCGGGGCCACCGGGACGGCCGGGCCCUCCUGGGCCUUCUGUUGGCCUUCAUCCAGGGCCAGUCGGGCCCCCAGGAGCUCCUGGAACAGAUGGGGAGAUGGGUAAACCUGGAAUUCCGGGUGCGAAUGGACGAGACGGUGAACCAGGGAAAGACGGAGAACAAGGGCAAAAAGGUGAACCAGGUUUACCUGGAAUCAUUGGACCAAAGGGUGAUCCAGGGGUCGCGGGACAGCGAGGGCCUGAGGGAGCUGAGGGCCCCAGAGGGCAGCCGGGGCCUCCUGGACCCCCCGGACCGCCAGGAAAAGCCUUCAGCUUCGACAUGAUGGAUUUGGAGGGGUCAGGUCUCGAUGGAAACAGUGGCUUCAGAGCUGUGCUGCCCAGAGGGCCACCCGGUCUUCCUGGGCUCCCAGGACCACCAGGACCACAGGGGAAAGAUGGAGCCGACGGCCCUCCGGGCGUUUCAGUGAAGGGGGAGCCAGGUGUCAAAGGAGCUGAUGGACAGCCUGGGUCACCUGGACUGACUGGGCCACAAGGGGAAAGGGGAGAGAAAGGUGAUAUGGGUCAGAAGGGAGAGAGAGGUCUGGAUGGAGUUAGUUUACCUGGACCUCCAGGGCCUCCCGGACCCCCUGGACCGGUCAUCAACCUGCAUGAGUUAAUGCUCAAUGACACUGAAGGAGUCUUCAACCUCUCGGGGGUUUUUGAUACACAAGGACCAUUGGGACCGAGAGGACCAAAGGGUGACAGCGGGUCCCCGGGGAUCCAGGGACCUCCAGGGUUAAAGGGUCAGAAAGGGGAGCCGGGGUUUGUUUCUGGAGUUUCUGGGCCAGAGGGACCAAAAGGACUAAAGGGAGACAGUGGCGUUCCUGGACCGCCUGGUGAAAAGGGCCCCAUCGGACCAACUGGACCAAAGGGGGAAUUUGGAUUUCCAGGACGUCCGGGUCGUCCAGGAAUUAACGGCCGUAAGGGUGAGAAAGGAGACUCUGUCGGAUUACCUGGUCCGCCGGGUCCUCCAGGCCCACCGGGACGUCCAGGACCGUUCAACUGUCCCAGAGGAACAGUGUUUCCCGUCCCUCCUCGACCCAACUGCAAAAAGCCUGUUAAUGGAGAUUCUACACAAGUCGUUGGGUCUUCCUCGCCUGUAGAGGGCGUUGUCUGCUCGUCGUCUGGAGCCAAAGGGGAGAAAGGGGAGGCGGGUCUUCCAGGAUUGCCAUCGCCAUUGAGCGACACACUGAGAACCAAAGUCACUGCUGAUAGAGACUUCAGAGGAGAGAAAGGAGAGAAAGGUGAAGCGGGGAUGCCGGGGGAACCUGGGAAAUCUGGUUUGGUGCAGGGACCUAAAGGGGAAUCUGUUGUCGGACCUCCUGGUCAUCCAGGACCACGAGGACCCCCUGGUGCACCAGGUUUCGGGAGGAAUGGUUUCGCUGGACCUCCUGGACCGCCGGGACCUCCCGGCCCACCUGGACGAUACAGCUCUGGCGUGAUGAUCCCUGGCCCUCCAGGACCGCCCGGGCCUCCGGGACGAGCCGCUGAUCCCGCCGGCUCCGUCAGGAAAUAUGCCAGUUUGCGUGCCUUGACACAGUCAUAUGUGGUUGAGGACGGGACGUUAUCUUUCGUUACUGAGACUAGUAAGCUCUAUAUUAAAGUGCCGGGAGGCUGGAGAGAGGUUCAGCUGGGUGGGCUGAUCGAGACGCAUGCGCCCCCUGUCCUCUCACAGGAUGAUGCUGAACCUCUGAUGCUGAACUCUUACCUGAGCAACACACCUGAAAUACACACUGGACGAGCACUGAGGUUGGUGGCUCUCAACGCGCCGUUGACGGGGAAUUUGGGCUCCAUCCAUUCGGUGAAUAAGCUCUGCAGAACUCAAGCUCAAGCCAUGGGAAUCAGAGACGAUUACAAGGCCUUCCUCUCACACCACCUCCAGGACCUGAUUGACAUCAUUCAGCCCAUGUACCGAACCAACACGCCGGUCGUCAACUUAAGGGGUGAGGUCCUGUUCAAGAACUGGGAGUCCAUCUUCUCCAACCAUCUCCUCCCUCCCGGCAUCCCGCUUUAUUCCUUCGAUGGGCGGGAUGUGAUGAGUGACCCCUUCUGGCCUCAGAAGGCGGUAUGGCACGGCUCUUCAGAGAGAGGCAGGCGGCUGGACGCUCUGAACUGUGAGUCCUGGAGAGCUGGAGACAUGGCCAUCACAGGUCAGGCGUCAUUCCUCUACAGCGGCUUACUGAACCAGCAAACGCGCAGCUGCUCCAACCACUUCAUCGUCCUGUGCAUCGAAACCAGCAACGACCACAAAACCAUCCAAGAGCUCCAGAAGGCACAGCAGCGCCACAGAAGAUGGUAUUACAGAUACUGAAGCCUCUCUGUCAGAAGGUGAACAUUAGUUUGGACAGAGACGACAUGAACUCCAGCCCCAUCAGGCUUCGGCACAGGAACGUUUAGUCCAAUUCUAGAAUGUAACGUGUAUAUUGGCCAGAUCCCAGCGUUGGACAGGGGAAAUCGGCCCUCUCCAUGACAUUUUGAUGCACUGUACUUUUCAUAUUGUAUUUUUGGUGUUGAUUUUCCAAAAAAAAAAAGCCUUUUUUAUCAUGCCAUUUAUUAUGUUUUGUUAUUCUGUUUGUAUUUAAUUUAAUUUCAGUGUUUUAUUUAUACAGUGACCGCACAUGAUUCAACAAUGUCACGGAUAAAUAUGCAAUUCAACUGUUGAAAUUAAUUAUCAUUCAGUUUUUUUUUUAUUGUCAUGAAGCAGUUUUUGGACAUUGCAUCCAUUUUAAUGAGAUGCAGAUCAGGUCACAAUCAAAUUGCCUUUUUUAUAGAUUUUUUAAAAAGCAAAUCAAGUGUUUAUUGUCUGUUGAAUAAAACAUUUUUUUUUCCAAA
Molecule: messenger RNA, 4494 nt
Organism: Ctenopharyngodon idella (grass carp)
Lineage: Eukaryota; Metazoa; Chordata; Actinopteri; Cypriniformes; Xenocyprididae
Gene: col15a1a
Product: collagen, type XV, alpha 1a
Exons: 42
Coding region: 209-3973 (1254 amino acids)
Cellular component (GO): basement membrane
Source: RefSeq, a predicted model, not a curated record